Cadophora gregata is the source of this 3517-nucleotide messenger RNA. RefSeq lists its product as uncharacterized. The record is from RefSeq and is a predicted model, not a curated record. The transcript is spliced from 3 exons. Gene Ontology annotation, cellular component: Cul4-RING E3 ubiquitin ligase complex. Gene Ontology annotation, biological process: ubiquitin-dependent protein catabolic process; DNA damage response; protein ubiquitination. Gene Ontology annotation, molecular function: ubiquitin protein ligase binding. The coding region runs from base 423 to 3032 and encodes 869 amino acids. NCBI's taxonomy places the organism in Eukaryota, Fungi, Ascomycota, Leotiomycetes, Helotiales, Ploettnerulaceae.
AGGUAGCUAAGGUAGUAGGUACCUAGUAGGUAUUUGUGCCCAUACUGGCAUCACGUGUCUUGCAUCUAGCCAACCCUUGUACGGCGAUAAGAUCUCCAUAUCGCCCAUAUCGCCAUUCGACCCGUCAAGUUCGCGUCAUCCUUGUUCACUUGCAUCCUCCAACUUCACUUCACGCACAAAUCCGUAGGUCCGUAGGACACAGCUUGCACUUUCACCAGUCUGCCCUCAUUUCGAAAACGCGACUCCACGCAGCUCCGAGCCCAAUUUUGACAGUCCUUGGUGCAGCUUUGUGCAGCUUCUUGAACUAUCCGCAGCACCAUCUGCAGCUUCCCGGUCCAGCACCUCCUCACCCGAGUCAAACCCCACGGCAAGCUCUCACAGAAUCCAACGCCUUCAUGUCUGGUGAAGGUUCAUAACGUCCCAUGCCGUCCCCGGAGCGAUCUGUUGAAAUCAGAUCCAGUGCUACCGAACAGCCAAAGAGAAAGUACCCAGAUCAACCACAUUCUUGUCUGCCCCCAUCUGAAUACCAAACCAGCCGCUCCAGUGUCCAGCCCACUCUGCAUUCUCCCAAGCGACUGAAGACCUCGCAUACGGCUGGCAACCAAAGCCUGUCUUCGACGAUGAGCAAGAGCGUAGGUCAUGGAUCAGGGCCCUUGAAAGUCAUAGAUUUGACGGGAUUCAAGCCCCAGCAACAGAUGCAUUCGAACUUUCAACCAAAUCUUGGGGCAAGAAAGCUUGUAGUCAAGAACUUGAAGACUGCUUCGCGGACGAAAGAUACAGAGGCAUACUAUGCGCGGACCUGGAAUGAGCUUGAUGGAGCAUUGACGUCGGUUUUCAAUGGACGGACCACUGAUGUGGCUCUGGAGAUUUUGUACCGAGGCGUGGAAUACAUAUGUCGGCGUAAUAAGGCAGAUGUCUUGUUUGAACAAUUCAAAACUCGCUGCAAGACCUAUCUGGAGAAAGAUAUGCUUCCCCAGCUCGAAAGCGAGAUAGGGACAGGCAAUGUAGAUGCAUUGAGGGCGAUACACAAAUACUGGAGAAGGUGGAAUGAACAAUCAACACUACUUAGGGCUAUAUUCAGCUAUCUCGAUCGAUCAUAUCUACUGAAUUAUAAGGACCUACCACAACUUCAAGAUCUCAGUAUUCAACAAUUCCGCCAUGCAGCAUUUACAAAAGCCAAAGCCAAAGAUGGGAGGCGAUUGGGUGAGAAAGCAAUAGCAGGAAUGUGCGAUCUGGUCAAGAAUGACCGAGAGAGGCAGGCCGAGCUAUUUGAUGGAGAGCUCCUCAAGGACUCUAUCCUAAUGCUGCAUAUUUUUGGGAUAUAUGCCAAGUCCUUUGAGCCGGAAAUACUCGCACGAAGCAAUGUAUAUUUCGAGGACUUUGCAGAGGAGCGAGCCACCUCCUCCAUGCAGGAUUACAUCUCUUCCUGCGACAACCUGUUGAAUCGGGAAGCUAAUCGUUGUGACAUGUUCAACUUCGACAGCACGACGAAACGAAGUCUCCACGAUUCUGCACAUCACAUACUUAUUGAAAGCCGCUCCAAUAUUUUGGUCGACAAAAAGGGUCUCUCUGAGCUGAUUGAGAACAACUCAACGUCAUCCUUGAAGAUGCUGUACAAUCGAUUGAGCCUCUCGAAGAUUCAGUCAAGCUUGAUACAACCAUUCGAGGCCUAUAUCAAGGAGGUUGGAUCUGUGAUCGUUACAGACUUGGAGAAGGUUGACCAGAUGGUUGUCCGUCUUCUCGAGCUGAAACGCACUCUGGACGUAGUUAUUCGUGAUGCUUUCGACAAAGAUGAAACAUUUACUUUCGCUCUACGAGAUGCCUUUGGCAAUUUCAUAAAUGAUAGAAAAAACACCGCAGUAUCCGGGACCUCGAAGACUGGUGAGAUGAUCGCCAAAUAUAUGGACCAGCUGCUUCGGGGGGGGUUGAAGGCUGUACCACGAUCUCUAACGUCGGAUGCCAAGGAUAGAGACGACGCAGAAAAGCAAGGUCUUGCAAGCACAGGCGAUGAAGAUGCUGAGCUUGAUCGGCAGCUUGAGCAGGCCUUGGAGCUCUUCCGAUUCAUUGAAGGAAAAGAUGUCUUCGAGGCAUUCUACAAGAAGGAUCUUGCCCGUCGCUUGUUGAUGUCCCGUAGUGCCAGUCAAGACGCUGAGCGGAAUAUGCUAGCGAAGCUGAAAAUUGAGUGUGGAUCCAGCUUCACUCAUAACUUGGAGCAGAUGUUCAAAGACCAAGAGAUUGCCCGAGAUGAGAUGGCCGCGUACAAGGAAGCAGAAAUCAGAAGUAGCGGGUCUGUCGACCUCCAGGUCACAGUGCUGUCCGCUGCAUCCUGGCCAAGUUAUCCGGAUAUCGAAGUCAAUCUCCCUAAAGAGGUUGUAAAACAUAUCGAAAAGUACGACCGUCAUUACGUGAACAAGCACAGUGGACGUCGCUUGAUCUGGAAGCCAGCUUUAGCUCACAGCGUAUUGAAAGCCAACUUUAAGAAGGGAUCCAAGGAGCUUCUUGUUUCCGCCUUCCAAGCUAUUGUGCUUCUUCUGUUUAAUGGUUUAGAGACAGGUGAAGGGGAUGAGAAUCUCUCGUACACGGAUAUUCAAUCAGCUACCAAUCUCAUCGACGCUGAGCUCAAACGAACACUUCAGUCUCUCGCAUGUGGCAAAUUCCGCAUUCUCACGAAACAUCCCAAGGGCCGUGAUGUCAACCCCACAGAUACUUUCACAGUAAAUGCGAGCUUUGGAGACCCGAAGUACAGGAUCAAGAUCAACCAGAUCCAAUUGAAGGAGACUCCUGAGGAGAACAAGGACACUCAUGAGAGAGUCCAGAAGGACCGGCAGUAUGAAACCCAAGCGGCGAUUGUCCGUAUCAUGAAGAGUCGCAAGUCGCUUGCACAUCCUCAGCUUGUUGCCGAAGUUAUUGAGCAGACGAAGAAGAGGGGUGCGGUGGAGGUGACAGAGAUUAAGGAACAGAUUGAUAAAUUACUGGACAAGGAUUACCUCGAGCGUGAUGACGAGACCAACCUGUAUGUAUACGUCGCAUAGACAGGAAUAGAUGGGCUGGAGACGAAAGAGCUAGGUAAAUGAAUACAUCUCCGCUACUACUUGCGGUUGAAAUGCUAAUGAUGAUUACGUCUGCAUUGUUUGGCAGUUAACGAUGUUCAUCAGAUGUAUGAAAUAAUCCAAUAUUGAUUCGAGAGAUCGAAUUGUUUCAUUUCCUUGUUGCCAUUUUGCAUCUUUUCGAAACUUUGAGCUCACUCAAAAUCCUCUCCGGUAUAACUGUGUGGCAUAAAGUUGGUAGCACAUAUUUCAUUCUCCAGGUUCUUCAAAGUCAUUGAAAUGGCCCUCGGAUUGCAAAAACGUAGAAUAGGCCUUCAGGUGAAAAUCUACCUCACAUCUAGGAAGCCACGCCGUCCAGCCAAUCCAUGAAUCCUUCUCCUCAUUCAGCCUCACUGCAAUCAGAAUUCCUCUUCAAUAGCAUCUUUUUCUUGUCUGGUAGCUUUUCGGCCAUGCUUUUCUUAUGAUAUGUC